AUGGCUGACCACAAGGAUGCCAUUGCCUCAGAGCACCGCAGGCCCAGCGUGCUCUUCGCCGAUGAGUCCAAGCGCAAGGCCAGUGUUGCUCAACUGACAUCCAACACUACUGGAGAAGUCCGCAAUCCUCUGGUCGGGAUUCCGCGCGAGCAGAUGCUCCAGGAUGUCGAAAACUACGCCAACGAGAAUACCCUGACCGAUAUUCUGCCACUCUUGAAAAAGGGGGCCUUGGUCGCCCAGAGCCCCCAUGCUAUCGAGCAUAUUCCCGAACUCGACGAGUCCGACCGUCAACUCCUCCGCGAGGAAGUCACGCACCGCUGGAGACACCCCAAGACCCUCUAUUUCACUAUCAUCCUCAACUCGAUCGCCGCCGCCAUUCAGGGCUGGGAUCAGACAGGUUCCAAUGGUGCCAACUUGACCUUCCCCGUCGCCUUCGGUAUCCCUGAUUCCGGUCCUGUCUGUGAAGCCGCGGGCAACUGCGAAAACAACUCAUGGCUCAUUGGCUUCAUCAACUCUUGCCCUUACAUCGCCAUCGCUUUCUUUGCCGGAUGGAUAUCGGAUCCCUUGAAUGAUAUCCUUGGCCGUCGCGGAACUAUCUUCGUCGGUGCCAUCUUUUCCCUGCUCGCUCCGAUCGGGUCGGCCUGCACUCAACACUGGGGUCAAUUGGUCGCAACGCGUAUUCUGUUAGGUAUUGGUAUGGGUCUCAAAGAAGUCACGGUCCCCGUCUUCUCGGCUGAAAACUCCCCAACAAACAUCCGUGGUGGUCUCGUCAUGAGUUGGCAAGUCUGGACGGCCUUUGGCAUUUUUCUCGGUACCUGCGCGAACCUGGCGGUCAAAGACACUGGCGACAUAGCGUGGCGCCUGCAAUUGGGGUCCGCUUUCAUUCCGGCGGUGCCCCUGGUGCUUGGUAUCUUCUUGUGCCCAGAGUCUCCUCGUUGGUUGAUGAAGAAAGGCCGUCACGCCAAAGCAUAUCAAGCUCUGCUCCGACUCCGGAACAGCCCUCUGCAAGCGGCUCGGGAUCUCUACUACAUUCAUGCCCAACUUGUCCAGGAAGAUAUCCUGGUGGAGGAGUCUGCCGUCGCCACUCACGGCAAUUUUUUCACUCGAUUCGUUGAACUCUUCACCAUCCCGCGUAUUCGACGUGCAACUCAGGCUUCGGGCAUCGUCAUGAUUGCCCAGCAAAUGUGUGGCAUCAACAUUAUCGCCUUCUACUCAUCCACUGUCUUCUCAAAUGCCGGAGCUAGCGUGACUGGCUCUUUGCUUGCGUCCUGGGGCUUUGGCCUGGUCAAUUUCCUCUUCGCCUGGCCUGCCGUUUGGACGAUCGAUACCUUCGGCCGACGAGCUCUGUUGCUCUUUACAUUCCCCAACAUGUGCUGGACCCUGCUGGCGGCCGGCUUCUGUUUCUGGAUCCCCGAAAGCAGCAACGCCCACCUCGGCCUGAUUGCGUUGUUCAUUUUCCUGUUCGACGCUUUUUACUCGCCAGGAGAAGGGCCUGUUCCGUUCACCUACUCGGCCGAAGUGUUCCCGCUGUCGCAUCGUGAAGUCGGCAUGUCCUGGGCCGUGGCCACCAACAACUUCUGGGCGUCAGUCUUGUCUCUUACCUUCCCGCGUAUGCUCCAAGCCAUGAAACCACAGGGCGCAUUUGGGUUCUACGCCGGACUUAACGUUAUUGCGUUCGUCAUGAUCUUCUUGUGGCUUCCGGAGACCAAGCAGCGAACCCUCGAAGAGUUGGAUUACGUCUUCGCCGUGCCCACUCGCACACAUAUGCAUUACCAACUCAACCAGGUCAUGCCGUACUGGUUCAAGACCCAAAUUCUGCGGCGCAAGGGUCUUACUCCUCCACAGCUCUACAAGUUCGACUCAGACGAUUAUGUGGCCUCUGAUCGCGAAGAGAUUACGGAGAAGUCGGCCGAUGUUUGA
Messenger RNA from Cladophialophora psammophila CBS 110553, 1920 nucleotides. RefSeq lists its product as uncharacterized. Gene Ontology annotation, biological process: transmembrane transport. Gene Ontology annotation, molecular function: myo-inositol:proton symporter activity. The record is from RefSeq and is a predicted model, not a curated record. The coding region runs from base 1 to 1920 and encodes 639 amino acids. Gene Ontology annotation, cellular component: membrane. NCBI's taxonomy places the organism in Eukaryota, Fungi, Ascomycota, Eurotiomycetes, Chaetothyriales, Herpotrichiellaceae. The transcript has 5 exons.